UGCUCCACCUCGAGAUCCUAGCAACCAUCAACGGCUCUGCUAAUAUCUACUCUCCACUGAGCUCAAGUUAUCUACCAUGUCCAGACUCUGCAGAAAAAAAAGAGGUGAAAAACAAAAGGGAGAAUGACAAAUGGAAAAGAAAAGCGCUGACGCGUCGCUUUUAUAAAAUUAAUAUUACAAGUAUCAUCAUCGAGUGCCAUGUCGCUUUACUAAAUACUGACCGACCGCCUUAACAAAAAAACUUGAACUGGAUCCAAGCUUCAACUCUCUCAAGUCUUUGUUCAUCAAGAUUGGAAAUUUUUUUUUCACUUCGCAUUGUCAGAUUUAUUUCUUCCUACUAUGAUCUUUGUAAUAUGAUAGAAGGUGAGUAAUGCUGCUUACAAUAUGGUUAUGGGGUGUAAUUUGUCGUGUGGAAACUAAGAGAGGACGGAAUGUUUUCUGAGAGAUUAACUGGAGAGGCAUCUCUUCGCCGGGAAUUGGAGGCUCUGAGUGUGUCGCAACGGCUAGUGAGAAGUGUUAGCCAGAAGUUGAGGAAGAAGAAUAAUCUUAGAGGUGAAGGAGAGGAAGAGGAUGAUUCAAGGGGAGUUUCUCUGAAAUGUCUUACUUUGUAUGGUAUGGGUGGGGGCUGCAAAGUUGGUGCUGACACAGGUGAAGAAUUUGGGGAUCCGAGUGGUAGGAGGAGGUCAUGCAGUGCUAGUGAAGAAGGAAAGGGAUAUAAACCAAUAUGUGGGAAUGAGGAGACAGGGUUCGAUUGUUUCUCAUAUGGGGUGAGAGAGAAGUUCUGGAAGAAAAACAGUAGAAAGGAUUUAGAGCUUGAAGAUUCGAUUCAAAAUAGCAGGUUGCAUAUGUUUCUUCCAGAUGAUGUACUGGAAUUAUGCUUAGUGAGACUCCCAUUGACCAGUCUCAUGAAUGCCCGCCUUGUAUGCAAGAAAUGGAGAUACUUGACCACCACCCCUCGGUUCCUGCAGAUGAGACGGGAAGGUGCAUAUCUGAAGCCGUGGUUGUUUCUGUUUGGUGCUGUUAAAGAUGGAUAUUGUUCCGGAGAUAUAUAUGCAUUGGAUGUUUCUCAGGACCAGUGGCAUAGGAUUGAUUCCGACAUUCUAAAAGGAAGGUUCAUGUUUUCUGUUGCCAGUAUUCAAGAUGAUAUUUAUGUUGUUGGAGGUUGUUCUAGCUUGACACACUUUGGUAGGGUGGAUAGGAGCUCAUUUCGGACACACAAAGGGGUGUGGGUUUUUAGCCCUUUAACAAAAUCUUGGCGUAAAAUUGCACACAUGAGGUGUGCAAGAUCAAUGCCUGUUUUAGGAAUUUCUGAGGUUCAUUCGGACUUUACAGUGGUUCACAGUCAUCAACAUCGACAAGAACGACGUUUUCCUAGGUCACGUGUUGGUGGGGUAUCGGAUGUAUAUGAGGACCCACACAGGCUUUCACUGAGACGACAAUAUAGAAAGGCUUUUGAUGAAUAUGAGCCUUCAUUGUUACCCAAUAGAAAGUCACACAGGUUCAUCAGACAAAAAAAUGAUCAAUCAAAUACAAAGUACUGUAAGAGGUUUGUAUUGAUUUCUGUAGGAGGUCUUGGAUCCUGGGAUGAGCCAUUGGAUUCUGGAGAAAUUUAUGAUCCCGUAUCAAAUAAAUGGACAGAAAUCCAGAGGUUGCCAAUGGAUUUUGGGGUGGUUUGUUCUGGAGUUAUUUGUAAUGGGAUUUUUUAUGUUUACUCCGAGGCAGACAAGCUCAUGGGAUAUGACAUUCAAAGGGGCUUUUGGAUGGCAAUCCAAACCUCUCCAUUCCCUCCUCGUGUUCACGAGUAUUACCCUAAACUUGUAUCUUGCAAUGACCAACUAUUUAUGCUUUCAGUCUCCUGGUGUGAAGGGGAUGGUCAAAUAGGCCAGAGAAACAAGGCUGUUAGAAAAUUGUGGGAGCUAGAUCUCAUGUAUCUUACUUGGACAGAAGUUUCACUGCAUCCCGAUGCGCCAAUGGAUUGGAAUGCUGCAUUUGUUGCAGAUAAAAACCUAAUAUUUGGGGUUGAAAUGUUCAAAAUAUUUGGUCAAGUUUUGAACUUCUUGACUGUAUGUGAUGUGUCUGGCAGGGGGACAAACUGGAGCCACCUUGCUAGGAAUCACAUGACUCAUGAAUUGGACGCUUCCUCGUGCAUGACUAAAUCAUUGGCUGUCUUACAUCUCUGAAGUCCUUAGUGAAUGCUGAUUUGUGCUGAGAAUUUUAGACAUUUAUUUACCCACACUAGAUUUUGAGCACAGAUUGUGAUUUGGAACAUCCGAAUUUCAUAUUGAAUUCUUUGGGCAUGAUCAAUUUGCUUGUCUGCAAUUUCAUCUGUGUAUUUUCUUCUCCACUGUUUAUAUAAUUCAUCCUGUAUUCCUGAUCUUGUUUAUGUUCAAUAAUAAUGAAUUUGUUCUCUUGUGUA
Populus trichocarpa (black cottonwood) is the source of this 2416-nucleotide messenger RNA. Its product is annotated as F-box/kelch-repeat protein At5g42360. The record is from RefSeq and is a predicted model, not a curated record. Gene Ontology annotation, molecular function: protein binding. The transcript has 2 exons. Bases 432 to 2180 code for a protein of 582 amino acids. NCBI's taxonomy places the organism in Eukaryota, Viridiplantae, Streptophyta, Magnoliopsida, Malpighiales, Salicaceae. Gene Ontology annotation, cellular component: SCF ubiquitin ligase complex.